AUGAUUUCCGUUGAAACCGACUACGGGGGGCUGUCCUCCGCGGAUGGAUCGAUAUUAUUGCUAGAAAAGGUCGGUCCAGGUGCCGGUGGUCAGAGGGGCUGUUUGACUCGCGGCUACCACGGAGUAACCACAACGCCAUGGAGCAAAGCGUGGAUAGAACAGACCCGCCGAGAGGAAUGA
Aspergillus costaricaensis CBS 115574 is the source of this 180-nucleotide messenger RNA. RefSeq lists its product as uncharacterized. The transcript has a single exon. NCBI's taxonomy places the organism in Eukaryota, Fungi, Ascomycota, Eurotiomycetes, Eurotiales, Aspergillaceae. The record is from RefSeq and is a predicted model, not a curated record. The coding region runs from base 1 to 180 and encodes 59 amino acids.